AUGACAACAAAUGCUGCUACUGCUUUAACGUUACAUGGUGAACGGGUCAGUGGUGAUAGUGUGCGUAAACAAAAUGUUAUGGCCGCUGUUUCCAUUGCUAACAUCGUAAAAACUAGCCUGGGCCCUGUGGGUUUAGAUAAAAUGCUUGUAGAUGAUGUUGGUGAUGUUACCAUCACUAACGACGGAGCUACUAUCCUUAAGCUGCUUGAUGUUGAGCAGCCGGCUGCCAAAGUUCUUGUCCAGCUUGCUCAACUUCAAGAUGAUGAAGUUGGUGACGGUACGACAUCUGUUGUCGUUUUGGCCGCCGAGUUUCUUCGCAACGCUGAUGAGCUGAUCGCUCAAAAAAUUCAUCCAACUACCAUAAUGAGUGGAUAUCGCCUUGCUUGUCGGGAAGCCUGUAAAUAUAUCCAAAACAACAUGGUUUUGGAUUCCGAUGCUCUCGGCAAAUCCUGCCUUGUCAACGUUGCCAAGACCUCCAUGUCUAGCAAGCUAAUCACACUCGAUGCUGACUUCUUUGCGAAUAUGGCAGUCGAUGCAGUUUUAGCUAUAAAGGCUCCUGAUGGAAAAGGGGACUUUGUAUAUCCAACUAAAUCAAUCAACGUCCUUAAGGCUCAUGGUCGCUCAAUGAGAGAGAGUAUGCUUAUUAAUGGUUAUGCGCUUAACUGUACCGUUGCUUCCCAACAAAUGCCGCGUCAAAUCAAGAACGCUAAAAUUGCAUUCCUUGAUUUUAACCUGCAAAAAGUUAAACUGAAGUUGGGCGUUCAAGUUCUCGUAACAGAUCCCGAUAAGUUGGAAGAAAUUCGCAACCGGGAAGCAGAUAUUACAAAGGAACGUAUUCAAAAGAUUUUGACCGCUGGUGCCAAUGUCGUCUUGACGACUGGUGGAAUUGACGACCUGUGCAUGAAGUAUUUCGUUGAAGCUGGUGCGAUGGCUGUCCGAAGAUGCAAGAAGGUUGAUCUUAAACGUAUUGCUAAGGCAACUGGAGGACAGCUUAUCGUUACUAUGUCUAAUAUGGAAGGUGAAGAGACUUUCGAGCCCACUUUUCUCGGAGAAGCCGGAGAAGUUGUUCAGGAAAGGAUUUGUGAUGAUGAAUUGAUCCUCUUUCACGAACCCAAAGUCAGGUCUUCAGCUAGUAUUAUUCUUCGAGGUGCCAAUGAUUUCUAUGUUGAUGAAAUGGAACGUUCUCUGCACGAUUCUAUCCAAGUUAUUAAACGCGUAUUGGAGAGCAAAUCUGUUGUUCCUGGUGCUGGCGCAUGUGAAACUGCUGUCUCAAUAUUCUUGGAGAAUUUCGCUAUGACUAUGGGAUCUCGUGAACAAUUGGCUGUUGCUGAAUUUGCUCGAGCCAUGUUGGUUAUUCCCAAACAACUCGCCGUCAAUGCUGCUCUGGAUAGUACUGAUCUUAUUUCCCGUCUACGAUCUGUCCACAACACCAGUCAGGUAAAGACUGAAAAUGCCGACAUGAAAUUUUGGGGCCUUGAUUUGCAAAAGAAUUGUAUCGCAAACUGCAAGCAAUUGGGUAUUUUCGAGCCCUUAGUCUCCAAGAUCAAGAGCCUGAAGUUCGCUACUGAGGCGGCUAUUACAAUUUUGCGUAUUGAUGACCUCAUUAGAUUGAGAGAAGAUAAGCGUCCCGAAGAUGGCGACCAAUGCAUGUAA
Rodentolepis nana is the source of this 1653-nucleotide messenger RNA. The record is from the annotation of a GenBank genome assembly. Lineage: Eukaryota; Metazoa; Platyhelminthes; Cestoda; Cyclophyllidea; Hymenolepididae.